This is a messenger RNA of Cladophialophora bantiana CBS 173.52, 2847 nucleotides long. RefSeq lists its product as uncharacterized. The transcript is spliced from 4 exons. Lineage: Eukaryota; Fungi; Ascomycota; Eurotiomycetes; Chaetothyriales; Herpotrichiellaceae. Gene Ontology annotation, molecular function: ATP binding; microtubule binding; microtubule motor activity. The record is from RefSeq and is a predicted model, not a curated record. Gene Ontology annotation, biological process: mitotic spindle organization; microtubule-based movement. Bases 1 to 2847 code for a protein of 948 amino acids.
AUGAAUUCCAGUUCUGCCGCAGGAAGUAGCGGAGGCGGGAACAACAUCAAAGUUGUUGCCCGUUUCCGUCCGCAGAACAAAGUCGAACUCGCGAAUGGAGGCCAACCGAUUGUCCAAUUCAUGGGCGACGACACCGUCCAGCUUCAGUCCUCCGAAACCAAUGCCCCCUUCACGUUCGAUCGAGUCUUUGACAUGUCCUCUCAACAAGCCAACAUAUUUGAUUUCUCCAUAAGGUCCACGGUGGAAGAUGUUAUGAAUGGUUACAACGGCACGGUCUUCGCCUACGGCCAGACUGGUGCUGGAAAGUCUUAUACGAUGAUGGGAGACAUGGACGAUCCAGACAAGAAGGGUAUAAUUCCUCGAAUCACCGAACAGAUAUUCGAUUCCAUUCUUGUUCACGGUUCCGCGCAAAUCGAAUAUACCGUGGGCAUCUCUUACCUGGAAAUUUACAUGGAACGAAUACGUGAUCUGCUGAACCCCGUUAUGGACAAUCUUCCCAUCAACGAAGGACCAAGGGGCCCAUAUGUGAAAGGUCUGCGCGAAAUUUAUGUCAAUACCGUGGAGGAAGUCUAUACGGCUAUGCAUCUGGGCCAGAGAUCAAGAGUCACCGCGUCCACCAACAUGAAUCUGGAGUCAUCGCGUUCGCAUUCAAUAUUCUUGGUUACCAUAAAUCAAAAGGAUGUCAACACCGGUUCGCAAAAGAGUGGUAUGCUAUAUCUCGUAGACUUGGCGGGUUCAGAAAAGGUCGGCAAGACGGGCGCCAGUGGACAGACAUUAGAAGAAGCAAAGAAGAUCAACAAGAGCUUAAGCGCACUCGGAAUGGUCAUCAAUGCACUGACAGAUGGCAAAUCAACACAUGUCCCCUAUCGAGACUCCAAGUUGACCCGGAUUCUGCAGGAAAGCUUGGGCGGUAAUUCAAGAACGACGCUGAUUAUAAAUUGUUCCCCCAGCAGCUACAAUGAUGCCGAAACCGUCAGCACCCUGCGAUUCGGUAUGAGAGCAAAGACGAUCAAGAACAAGGCCAAAAUCAACGCCGAGUUAAGUCCUGCGGAGCUCAAGCGCCAGCUCAAGAUUGCUCAGAACCAGACCAUGACUUUUGAAAAGUAUAUUGCAUCAUUGGAUUCGGAGCUACAGCUAUGGCGGAAGGGCGAGACGGUGCCCAAAGAAAAAUGGGUGCCUCCUUUAGGGGGUUCAGGACAGAAAUCAGAAGCCAAGGCAAGACCGGACACACCUUCAAGAGCGCCAUCAGAACUUCUCAGAUCAGACACCCCUAGUAGGCCCGAUUCACGGACGGGCGAAAGAUCAAGUACGCCCAGCAUUAUACUCGAGAAAGACGAGCGAGAGGAAUUCUUGCGCCGCGAGAAUGAACUUCAAGACCAACUUACUGAAAAGGAGACCCAAGUAGCCAAUGCGGAGCGAAGCCUCCAAGAGGCUCGAGAAGAACUCAAGUCAUACAAGGAAGGUGCCAUGCGGACAGCCAAGGAGAACGAGACCAUGGCGGAUAAACUGAACAAGUCGCAAUUAGAGCUACAAAAGUUGUCGUACCAGAGCAAGGAGGAUGCAAUCACGAUGGAAGGGUUGAAAGACGCGAACUCAGAGCUAGAGGCCGAGCUAAUUUCGGUCAAGCAGCAGCUGCUGGAACUCAAGAUGAGUGCCAAAGAGACCACGGCGGCCUUGGACGAAAAGGAUCGCAAAAAGAAAGAGAAAAUGGCAAAGAUGAUGGCAGGCUUUGACCUAGGUGAUGGAGCGUUCUCCGACAACGAAAUUCGUAUGCGAGAGAUGCUUAAUCAAGUGGAGGCAUUGCAUGCUGCAAGCCUUAACGGCGAAGCUGUUCCAAGCCAUGUGCUUGAAGACCUACGCUCGAAACUGUUGGAAUCACAGACGCUAGUUCGACAGGCAGAGAAAUCUCUCAAUGAACGCGCCGAGGACGAUCACGAGGAUCGAACAGUCGCGCUGGAGGAGAAACUGGCCGCUAUGCAGCAAGAUUAUGAAGACUUGUUGACUCGGAAAUUGAGACCCGAAGACGUGGAAGAUGUCAAGGGACGACUCGAGCAGUUGUUCUCGGACCGCAGGGAUGCCCAAAGCGAGCUUGUGCACGACUUGCGAGAUCAACUUACACACAGGUCGCAGGAAAUCGACCGGCUACAGAAAACCAUCACGGACCUCCAGUCACGUGGUGCAGCCAACGGCGCGGGCGUAGCCAACGGCGUUACGAGCAAGACUUUACAACAACAAAUCGCCGACUUCGAAUCUAUGAAGAAGAACCUGAUGCGUGAUCUACAGAACCGGUGCGAGCGCGUAGUCGAGCUGGAGAUCUCACUAGAUGAGACACGUGAGCAAUACAACAACGUGCUUCGAUCCAGCAAUAAUCGUCAACAACAGAAGAAGAUGGCAUUCUUGGAACGCAACCUUGAGCAACUCACAGUCGUGCAGAGGCAGCUUGUCGACCAGAACACUAGCCUGAAGAAGGAAGUCGCCAUCGCGGAACGAAAACUGAUUGCCCGAAACGAACGGAUCCUGAGUCUGGAGAGUUUGUUGGCUGAGAGCCAAGACAAAUUGACAGCAGCUAACCACAGAUUCGAGGCACAACUUGCUGCCGUCAAGGAACGUCUCGAAGCCGCAAAAGUAUCAUCAAGAAACAUGGCGACUGCUGGAGCUGGCGUGCCCGGUGGAUUUAACCUCAUGAACGCUGGUGCAAGGAUAGCCAAACCCCUCCGUGGAGGUGGCGGUGCGCCGUCACAUCUCGAUGGAGCCAAUGGGGCGCCUGGCUUACCGAUUAUCUCAAACCUGAGCGGAUCAGAAGGAGGCAAUAAACGAAGCAGUUGGUUUUUCAACACAAAUCGAUGA